Molecule: messenger RNA, 6286 nt
Organism: Pteronotus mesoamericanus
Lineage: Eukaryota; Metazoa; Chordata; Mammalia; Chiroptera; Mormoopidae
Biological process (GO): DNA integration; proteolysis; virion assembly
Molecular function (GO): RNA-DNA hybrid ribonuclease activity; aspartic-type endopeptidase activity; nucleic acid binding
Source: RefSeq, a predicted model, not a curated record
AUGACGCAGCAACAGAAACUAUCCGAAGUGAAAGAUGAGGAGGAAAACCAGACUGGCAAACGCCCAGUAUCAGUGCGCUAUGGCACGACUUCAGCAACCGAAUACUGCGCGGGCAGGUUUGGAAAGCAGCGGUUUGGAAACAGGGUUAGCAGUGGCACGGCACGGAUGCGCGGGAAGAAACGGGUACGGGAGCGCAUGCGAAAGUGCCGUGUGAGUGAGCGAGUGCCUGUCUGUGUGACUCCACGGGACAGCGAGCCUACGGAGUCUGAAAAGCGGGCGGAGCGCUAUGGAGGGAGUCCUCCCGACCCGGAGGCCCUCCGAGCGUUCUGCCAGCUUGAGUGGCCCACCUUUAAUGUUGGGUGGCCGACUGAGGGAACUUUCCACUUGCCAAUUUGUUUCUCGGUCCAACGAGUCACCUACGUGGUGCCUCAUCCGGACCAGCAAAUCUACAUCAAUGUCUGGACGGAUAUUGCCACGGAUAGGCCGGGCUACGUCCGGAAGUGCAGCCAAGGGCAGGCAGGGACAAACAGGAGGGGCAGAGCGGUGUGCCUAGCCCCUGGAUCGGGCGAGAAGAGAGGCCCCCAAGGAAAUAGCAGAAGGGGGAGUGCUGAGCCCCAGCCGUCAUCGGGACCUGAAGGGAACCGGCCGUAUCCAGUCCUGCCAGGCCGGCCGGAGGACCCCUUAGAUCCUGUUAACGCCCCACCGCCGUAUCCCGCCCAGGCGGCACCCGAUUCCUCCGAGCAAUCCGGGGAAAUUGUUAGUCCGCCCCACACCCGGGGAGGGACCUCUUACAGUGGUGAGGGACAGAAAGGCCGGCGCGCUCCGGACUCUAGAGAGCCGACCCUGCUACCGCUCCGAGAGGCGCCCACGGCCCCGGACGCCCCUAGGGCGCCUCCUAGGCUAAUCUAUGUCCCCUUUUCCACGAGUGAUCUAUACAAUUGGAAACACCAGAACCCCCCAUUCUCUGAGAAACCCCAGGGCUCGAUUUCCCUACUGGAAACUAUAUUCCGGACCCACCAGCCCACAUGGGAUGAUUGCCAGCAGAUAUUGCAGACCCUGUUUACGUCUGAGGAAAGGGAAAGGAUCCUGAGGGAAGCAGGGAAGGCGGUUAUGGGGGAGGGAAGGGACAGCGGGAGGAAGAAGGGAGUUGGAGGAAAUACUCCCCUCCAUCCCCCGCAUUGGGAUCCGAACACUGGAGGGGGAAGGGAGGCACUUCCGCAGUACCCCCGAGCUCUUCUGAGGGGAUUGCGGGCAGCAGCCCGCAAGCCCACAAAUUUUGGGAAGGUGAGUGAGGUAGUGCAGGGACGAGACGAGACCCCUGGCGCGUUCCUGGAAAGAUUAAUGGAGGCGUAGAGGGUAUAUACCCCAUUAGACCCAGAGGCAAGGGAGAAUAGGAGACUCGUAAACAUAGCCUUUGUCACGCAAUCAGCCACGGACAUAAGGAGGAAAUUGCAGAAGAUGAGGGAUUUGAGGGAGAGAAUAUCAAGGAAAGGAGGUGCACCCAGAGGGAACCCCGGUAGGGGGAACAGAGAGAGGAGGGGAGCCCGGCUAGAGAGGGAUCAGUGCGCCAUCUGCAAGGAGAAGGGGCACUGGAAGAGGGAAUGCCCCAAGAGGAAGGGGAUGGAGGAGCUAAGGGGGACCCCUGGGGUGCUCCUGCAGACCCUGGACUGACGGGGCCAGGGCUCCAUAAGCAUUGGCUCCCGGGAGCCCAUGGUCACCUUGACAGUCGAAGGAAGACCAGUUGAUUUCCUAGUCGACACGGGAGCCACCUUUUCUGUCCUGAAGCAGCCCCAAGGAAAACUAGAAAAGGAGACAGCCAAAAUUAUAGGGGCCACCGGGAAAUCAGAGACUUAUCCUUGGACAAGUGCGAGAAUUACGGACCUUGGAAAAGGGACAAUCACUCACUCUUUUCUGAUUAUACCGGAUUGCCCCUACCCUCUGCUAGGAAGGGACUUACUUCAAAAGUUGCAAGCCUCCAUAGUGUUCAAGACACCCGAGGAAGAGAAGGGGAACCCCAGCUUAGAAGUUACUGUUCCCCUGUCGGAAGAGUACCUGCUAGCUGUGAGUGAGGCCGAGCCUCAUUCCACUGGAGUUCCCCAGGCACUCUGGGAAAAGAUACCUGGGGUAUGGGCAGAGACCAACCCCCCAGGACUGGCAGUACAUCAGGCGCCAGUGGUAGUCCAGUUAUUGAGUACAGCCACCCCAGUGCGAAUCAGGCAGUAUCCGAUUCCCGCCAGAGCCAAGAAGGGGAUAGCUAAGCACUUGCUGCGGUCACUGGCCGCUGGAAUUCUGAAGAAGUGCCAGUCCCCCUGGAAUACUCCCCUGCUGCCUGUGCAGAAACCUGGGACAUCUGAUUUCCGCCCUGUACAAGACUUAAGGGAAGUGAAUGCCCGGGUAGAGACAAUACAUCCCACAGUGCCAAAUCCUUAUACGCUUUUGAGUGCUUUGUCUCCCACCCACAAAUACUACUCGGUCUUAGACUUAAAGGAUGCAUUCUUUUCCAUCCCACUGGCACCCCAGAGCCAGGAAAUUUUUGCCUUUGAAUGGAAUGACCCUGAGCAUGGCCUGGGAGGUCAGUACACCUGGACAAGGCUGCCCCAGGGCUUUAAAAAUUCCCCUACCAUUUUUAACGAGGCUCUCAGCCAGGAUCUACAAGAGUACAGGAGAAAACACCCCGAGGUAGUACUCCUACAGUACGUAGACGACCUUCUCGUGGCUGCGUCCCACGCCAGUGAUUGCGAACAAGCAACAGAGGACUUGUUGAGGGAGCUCGAGAGGCUGGGAUACAGGGUCUCAGCCAAGAAGGCACAAAUCGUGUCUACCAAGGUAAGCUACCUGGGGUAUGACCUGAGCGGAGGAUUAAGAACCUUAUCUGAGCUAAGGGUCCAGACUAUCCUAGGGAUACCAGAGCCAAUCACCAAACGGCAGGUGAGAGAAUUUCUAGGAGCCGUGGGAUACUGUAGGCUCUGGAUCCUGGGGUACGCCAGGCUUGCACAGCCCCUCUACGACAUGACAAAGGGGAAAGAGACUGAGUUUGCCUGGACUGAGGAGGGGCGGAAGGCGUUUCGGGCCCUGAAGGAAGCUCUUGUCUCGGCCCCGGCAUUGGCCUUGCCCGAUCCAGCCAAACCGUUCCUCCUCUAUGUGGCAGAAAAACAAGGAAUGGCCUUAGGAGUGUUGAGCCAAACCCUGGGCCCUUGGAAAAGACCGGUGGCCUACCUGUCAAAGAAAUUAGACCCGGUGGCAUCAGGAUGGCCAGCCUGCCUGAGGGCCAUAGCGGCUACCUCAGUCCUGGUGAAGGAGGCGAGUAAGCUAACCUUGGGGCAAGACAUCCAAGUAGUCGGGGAACACUAUGUCGAGCAAGUACUCCGUGCACCGCCUGGUCGUUGGUUGACCAACGCACGACUGACCCAAUAUCAGGCACAGCUCCUGAACCCCCCGGCUGUCAGAUUCCUUAAGACGACUGCCCUGAACCCGGCCACCUUGCUACCAGUCCCCGAAUUGGGAGUGACUCAUUGCUGCUCCCAUGUCCUGGAAACGGUAGCCGGAACACGGCCUGACCUGCGGGACCAGGCCUAUGAAGGUGCUGAUCUGACUUGGUUCACGGAUGGGAGCAGUUUUGUAAGUAAUGGACACAGGUAUGCUGGAGCGGCAGUGACGACGGCGGAUGAAGUAGUGUGGAAACAAGCUCUGCCCAAGGGGACAUCGGCCCAGAGAGCAGAGUUGGUCGCGCUCACCCAAGCCCUCCGGAUGGCCGAGGGAAGGACGGUCAACAUUUACACGGACAGCAGGUAUGCUUUUGCAACAGCCCAUGUGCAUGGGGCCAUCUACCGGGAGCGCGGGCUACUGAUGGCUGGAGGUAAGGAAAUCAAGAAUCGCCAGGAAAUCCUAGAACUGCUGGAUGCGCUGUGGAUGCCCAAGAAGGUAGCCAUCAUUCACUGCCGAGGGCACCAGAGAGGAAGUGACCCCGUGGCGAGGGGUAACGCCCUGGCUGACCUGGCGGCCAAAGAGGCGGCGGGAGAGGAGGCUGCAGGAGUACUCCCCAUGGUGCCUACCCCAGUGCUACCUUCCCCGCCUACCUAUAGUAAGGGAGAGGAAGUAGAAGGGAGGAGGCUAGGGGGAAAGGUAGACAAAGGAGGUUGGAUGGUGCUCCCAGAUGACAGGCUUUACCUGCCCCAGGGAGUGCUAACCCAUGUAGUCCGAGAAAUGCAUGCGAGCUCACACCUAGGGCAGGGAAAACUAGAAAAGUUAAUAUUAAAAUAUUACAGGGCUCCUAAUCUAAGGGAGGUUAUAGAGUCUGUAGUGUCCAGAUGCCAGACAUGCGCCAGGGUAAACGCGCAGAAUCAAAAAUGCCCUCAAUUUAUCAGGCAUAAGGGAAAUGCCCCUGGAGAGAUCUGGGAGGUUGACUUCACUGAAAUGUCAAAAGGGAAAUCGGGAUACAAAUACCUCUUAGUUCUAGUAGACACCUUCUCGGGCUGGGUGGAGGCCUUCCCCACAAAGGGUGAAACGGCAGCCACGGUAGGGAAAAUCUUAGUCCGAGAAAUAAUUCCCAGAUAUGGCAUUCCCGUGGCGAUUGGAUCAGAUAACGGGCCUGCCUUUGUAUCCCAAAUAUCCCAAAACCUAGCCGGGAGAUUGGGCAUAACCUGGAAAUUGCACUGUGUGUAUAGACCCCAAAGCUCAGGGCAGGUAGAGAGAAUGAAUCGGACCUUGAAGGAAACAUUAAUUAAAUUAAAGGAGGAGCUCGGGGAGAACUGGGUAGAAUUGCUCCCCUUCGCCUUAUUUAGGGCUCGAUGUACCCCGUACACAAGAGGGUGGACGCCUUAUGAAAUCAUGUACGGGCAGCCUGUGCCACUAGUGCCCAAGCUGACUAGAGAGGAGAUGGAGGCCUCUAAUCAUAACUUUCUAAAGUCCUUACAGGCACUGCAGGCCCUCAGAGAAGAAAUCCGGAGCCUAUGAAGGGAGGAAAAGGAGGCAAAUGAAAGAGGCGGUGCUAGCGAACUAAGGACACUGAACCCCGGUCAAUGGGUAUGGAUCCUGAACCACCGGCGAGGAAGCCUUGAACCCAGGUGGAUCGGGCCAUUCCAGGUACUGCUAAGCACCCCGACUGCCGUUCGGGUGGCUGAGAAACCCUACUGGAUACACCUCUCCCACGUUAAGCCAGCUCAGGACCCCAGUGAAGAAAAACCAUGGAGAGUUCGACAGGACCCAGGAAAGCCUCUCCGGCUCUCUUUUACCCGCUCUUAAUAUUGAUUGGACUAAAUUGGGAAACGAGCGGGUAUGAACUCCGGGAAUGGGUGUUAAUAAGGACGAGGGAUGGAACUGUACUUGCCAAGAACCAAACAUGGGGCGAGAGGAUAGUUUCACUCAGAAUAAAUUUAUCAGAACUCUUUGAGGAGGAGUAUGAGGACACUCGACCCUUGUGGUCGUUCGCCAACCAAUAUGAUAGUUUCAAGACGGCCUUGCAAUUUGCCCCCUUCUAUGCCUGCCCGGAACCCCCCUCAGGGCAGCGCCGCACUUGCGGAUCCCAUACGGACUUCUAUUGUAAAGCCUGGGGAUGUGAGACCCUGACGGACGGGGGGUGGAGUCCGGGAGGAGGGAAGGACCCUCACAUCGCUGUCCACCGAGAACAAAGGAGAUGGGCAGGUGGGGGCACUAUAAUUUCUCGCAGCCAGACGGUCACCUUCACCGUCUUGCACCCGCAUGACUCGGAAUGGGUUAAAGGACGUACCUGGGGAAUUAGGCUCUAUGUACCAGGAGCAGACCCAGGGGCCUUCUUUACCAUACGUAGGAUACCCCUCGCGAGCAGCCCCCUGUUAAAAGGUCUAGGAGGAGGGCUACCCCUGUCAACACGGCCUCCGCCGGUACAAAUAGUCUCUUUGGGAAAGGGGCCGACUCCUGAGAAAUCAGGGAGUGAGCUAGGAAGGAACGAGACGGCCCCUGCUAGUGCACAGGGUACCGACGGGUACCCAGACGAGCCCACUAGGGGACCCAGGUCUGAGGGACGCCCAAGAGCCCCCGGGCAAGAGGAUGACACCUUAAACCUCCUAGAUAGACUUUUUCCCUUCCUGAAUAAUACUCAGCCAAUGCUGACCGAGUCAUGCUGGUUAUGCCUCAGCCCAAGGCCUCCCUUUUUUGUGGGAAUAGGAGCAAAUACCACGGAAACUUCCUCAGAACCCAUCAAGGUGACCAAGGAUAAUUAUCCGUAUCACAUGCCAGAGUGUCACCAAGAGACCACUUUAAAAUUAGCAGAUUUUCAUGGAAACGGGACGUGCUACGUCCUAGCUAACUU